Corythoichthys intestinalis (scribbled pipefish) is the source of this 7736-nucleotide messenger RNA. It is a transcript of the gene kank4, whose product is annotated as KN motif and ankyrin repeat domains 4. Gene Ontology annotation, cellular component: cytoplasm; cytoskeleton. The transcript has 10 exons. The coding region runs from base 681 to 4949 and encodes 1422 amino acids. Gene Ontology annotation, biological process: negative regulation of actin filament polymerization. The record is from RefSeq and is a predicted model, not a curated record. Lineage: Eukaryota; Metazoa; Chordata; Actinopteri; Syngnathiformes; Syngnathidae. Gene Ontology annotation, molecular function: protein binding.
UGUACUUCAUGCUCCUGGCCUCACACAGAAACUACCCAUGCAUACAAACACGCACUCACACAAGUACUAGCUCUUGAAAGCUGCAUGGUCUGGAUGAACAUUUUCACUGGCUGAGCCUAGUUUAAUUUCUGCAUUCAUUUAUUACUUUAUUAUUGAAACAAAACAAACUACAAACAAAGCUAUUUAAAUAUUUUUUUUUUUUUAAAUUGAAGCACCAUUCUCUAAAUCAUCAUAACAAUGGCUCUGUGUGUGUAUCCAUGAAGCGAAGACCCCACCCCCUUCUCUAUAAUUUUGCUUUCAUUUUCAGUUUCCCCAAAUAUAAUUUCCACUUACAUUCCAUUCUGUGUUUGGUCUUUGCAAAAACCUGAGGGAUGUGGAAAAAAAGCAAACCAAGCAAGUCCGUUUUUUAAACAUUUUAUUCCCCCGCUUCUUUCUAAUUUCUCAUUCACUAUCCUUUCCCCUUUUCUCCACCCUCAACAACCUCUGCCAACACCUCCGACCAUUUCCCACCCAUGUCGCUCGUCCUCCUCCCUCCUCUUCCCCUCUGUUUGCACUCGGUUGAAGACAGACAGGACUCAUAUAUUCUCAGAGAAAUCAGAAAGUGUAAGGACAUGGGGUGAAGAACCGUAUGACAGGCUGUUCUGCGAAACUGUUGUCGAUGACUGACAUCUCUGCAUCCUAUGAUGGACAAAAAAAGUGCCAAUGGCUUUCAGACAACAGGCAGUGAAGGUGGUGUUCAGAGAAAGCAACUACCCUACUCAGUAGAAACUCCUUAUGGCUUCCACCUGGACUUGGAUUUUCUCAAAUAUGUUGAUGAUAUUGAAAAAGGCAAUACUAUCAAAAGAGUCCACAUCCAACGUCGGAUCAAGGGUCCUCCCAAAUUCAGUACUCUGCCCAGAAAUUUUAGUCUGCCAGGGCAGGCGAUCCAGCCAGCCUCUGAAGAUAGUACCUGGUCUGGGACAUCCACCUUGGGUCCAAGACCUAAAUCGCGGCUAACAGAGGUUACACAGCUCUCAGAUUUGAGGACAAAUGAAGGAGUAACUUUAACAAGAGGGACAACUAUCCAAGCAACAAGUGUUGUUUCAGCUAGGCUUCGGGAUGAAGGUGUUUUGGGGCCUCACAGUAUUGAAGAGAAAAUGAUGGGCACUCAAAAUCGUCCAAACUUGCUUCGAGCAUCAAGUAUGCCUGUCACAUUACAACAGCGGAAAGGUUCUGAUUCAAGUAGUCCAGAUCGUAUUGUCGUAACACCAGAGAAUGGCUCAACUGAAAACGUAUUCAGAGCAUCACCUGAUAUCACAGAAAGAAGAUGUGCUACACAAGAACGAGUGGGAAUUCACCAGCAGAUCACAGUAGCUUUGAAGCGAGUCAGAGAGCUUGAAGAACAGGUCAAAACCAUCCCUGAACUUAAGGCUCAAAUCUGCUCACUAAGGAUGGAGAGAGAGAAGCUACUAUGUCAACUUAAGGCCCAAGAAAAGGCCCAGGCUUCGCAACCACAUGCAAGCAGACCAGAGUUUAAUCUGUCUCUUACGUCACAACUCAAUCAGAAUUUGACAAGACAGACAGUAAGUGAUGAAAAGACACAGGGUAGCACAGGGGAAAAUAUUAUGGUUCAAAAAGAGCCAGUAAAUCAAGGAUUUGUUAUUAGUUUAUCUCAGCAAGAAUGUAACAUUCAAACAGAACUGCCAGAAAAAUGUGACCAUCAGAAAGAGACUGUAGGGAGUCCACUUGAACAUGCAGGUCAGGAAGAUGGUAAUUCAACAAAAGGUGAUAAUUUGGGGGACUCAGGUAAUGUACAGAAUUUGAAUGAAAAGCUAGUAUUACUGGAGGCUAAACUUCUUAAGGCUACUCAAGAACUAGAGAGAACUAAUGAUUUGUUGAAAGAACAAAUAGUGGAGAACCAAGUGAAAGAGGAGAAAAUACUACAGCUGAGUGAGGGAAUACAAUUAGAUGUGUGUGCAACAGAAGCACAUAGCAGACCAAGAAGAGAAAGUAUAGAUACAGGAACAGAGACUGAGAGAGUUGACUUUGUUAACCAGGAGACAGAGACAGAAUCACCUGGUACAGUAGAUCAAGGUACCGAUACACAAAGAAUAUGUAUUGAAGUAUGUUCCCCCAUACCAAGAUCUGGAAGUAUUAAUGAAGAAAUUAAAACUUCCAAAAUUGACACUCAGGACAGAGUGACAGAAGUUGGGGCAGAAGGUUUACUUUUUAGCCCUCAACCGCUUGCAGUCAACAGGAUGGAACAGGGUACAGUAACUGAAAGACCAACUACAAAUGAUCAAAUGACUGAGACAAAUGUAGCUGGAGCAGAGGAAGAGACAGACCAUCCUCAGAGGUCAAGGGCCAGCAGUGUCGAUAGGGGGACAGAGACAGAGAGGGUCGACACAGUGGACCGGGUGACAGAAACAGAGGUAGCAAAGAUGAAUGACCAGCAUACUGAGACAGACGUAGAAAAACUGGAAGACAACAUUUUAGUUAGAAAUGUCGAAACAGAAAGCCAGGACAUUGAAAAUACAGGAAAACGAAGAGAUGAGGUUCAUAUUAGUGCCAGCAAAAGUGAAGAAUGCAAUGAAUCAAAUGAAGUUGUUUCGCAGGAAAUAAAGAUGUUAGAGAAUUUUGAAGUUAAGAUAGAUAGUUCUGUUUCAGUUAAAAGGAUUGAAGGAAAAAAUACAGGUUCAGAUUUUGUCAACCAGACUGAAGGUAAAAGUCCCCAAACUGAAACAGUAGAACAUGUAGAAGCUACAACAGAGGCAAGCAUUGAGCAGAAUAUUAAAAAGGGAGAAUUGUUAGAGAGUAUUGAAACAGUGAAGGUUUCACAAAGUGCUGGAGAGACUACGGGUAAUGUCAACGUUGUAGUAGCAUCAGAGACUGCCACGGUGAAGAAGGGAGUCCCAAUCAGACCUCAGAGAGGCCGCAGGACAUCCUCAGAUCAGUCACAACCAACAGUCGUUCAACUUCAAGCUGCUCCUGUGUGUCCUCCUCAUAUGGAAUCCAGUGAAAUCCAAGAUCAGCAGUCAAAGACUGUGUCUCAACCCUCCCAAGAUCGCUCUGAACCGCAGAUUAAACAUGAAUCCCAAUCGCAGUCUUUGGACAAUACUAUGGAGCCAUCAUCUGAAAAAAAAUCGCUAUCACAAACUCAAUCUGAGAUUAAAAGCCCAUCAUCAAGUUCCAAGGACAUCCAAACCCGACCAAAAUCUAUCCAAGCUAAAUCUAAGACGACAGUUCGACGGGAUUCAAAGGAUCUGAAAGCUAUCGUAUCACAGCCUUUAAGACGUGAAUCUGGAGAUGGAAACACUCACCCUGCACGCCGGCCAUCGGGUGAAGUCCAACCUCAGUCUCGGAGAUUGUCCGAUGAAAGUCAACCCCUUAAGAAAGGCCCCGAAUUGCAGACAUUACGCAGAGGCUCCAGUGAAACAACCCAGCAUCGGACUUCCGGGGAAGCCAUGGCCUCACGCCGCGAUAGUGACGAUGUGCAGCAGGUACGCAGAGGCUCAAGUGAGUCGCCAACUUCGCCUGCGGCUUUAGGUCAAGUCGUAACACGCAUAACUGGGCUUCUGGGAGAGCAAUGGGCUCAAUUGGGGAGCAGCUCUGGAGCGCAACCAAUGGUCAGCCAGCAGCAAAGUAACAGCACACAAAAACAGACAGCAGGGAAAAGCACAGAGACAGGAAAGGGAGCCUCAGCCAAGCCUGCGGGAAAAACACCAACUGCAGGAAAACCAGCUGGGAAGCAAGGCCCUUCAAAAAUGAGCUCUAUUCAAAGUCAAUUAGUCAGUUCCCUUAGUGUUCUUUCUGCCUUUUACUCACCUGGCCAAAAAGCCGCCUCCAACAAACAGCAAGAACAAGGUCUCAAAUCUAUUAUGAAGAAAGAUGGUGUUGCUGACAAGCAAGGGAACAAGGGAACCAAGAAAAACCUCAAGUUUGUCGGGGUGAACGGAGGGUAUGAGAGCACGUCAAGCGAUGAGUCCAGUGGAGAUGAGAAGGCAAAACUAGAUGUCGAAGGAGAGGGGGCCAGCUCAGAGAAAGAACAGGAAAAAGACAAGGAGCCUGCAUCAGCAGAAAAGCCCAAGGAGGAAGCAGAUGCACUGGAGAAAGAGGCUGAAAUCUUGCAUGGUGAAAAGGGUGCAGUAGCAGCACAGAAAGAGACUGCAAAAGACCUACUUGAUUCAGAAGAGAGCCAUGUGCUCCUGGGGGAAGAGGCUGAAGGGGAAAAAGUUGAGAAGAGCUUCAUUGAUGCUUGCCUUUAUGUAAAGGAUCGCAUGGAAGAAGUUACAUCUCCGGAUAAAGAAAUGCGGCAAGUUUUAGUGGUUCUUUACCAGGAAUGGUUCAAAGUUUCCAGUCAGAAAACUUCGCAGGCCGAUACCGUCCGAUUAUACCUGCGCCAAGUGGGCUUGACCACACCGACUCUUCUGCCAUAUGUAGUCAACCUGACAGACGGCAACGGUAAUAUGGCUCUUCACUACAGUGUGUCACAUUCAAACUUCUCCGUGGUCAAACUGCUGCUUGAUACAGGACUGUGUGAAGCAGACAAUGUGAACAAGGCAGGUUACACUCCAGUGAUGCUCGCUGCACUGACAGCAGCUGAGAGUCCUGAUGAUUUGGAGGUCGCACAACAGCUGCUGAGACUUGGUGAUGUUAACGCAUGCUCUAGACAGAUGGGUCAGACAGCGCUAAUGCUUGCCGUGAGCCACGGCCGCCUUGCCAUGGUGAAGCUACUGCUGAGUUGUGGCGCAGAUGUAAAUGCUCAGGAUUUCGAUGGCUCCACAGCCUUGAUGUGCGCCAGUGAGCACGGCCACAUUCACAUUGCCCGCCUGCUGCUGGAGACAGGUCACUGUGACACCAGCCUCACAGAUAAGCACGGACAAAAUGCGAGGGAAGUGGCAGAAGGAUGUUCUCACCUCGAUGUUGCUGACCUCAUCAAGGCACAUGAAAAGGCUGAGUCUGGCCAGUGAGUCAAAAUGUCUCCUCCAAGCCAGCUCCUGAUGAAACAGAGCCGAGAAAGCUGAACAAAGAUGUGCCCAUCCGCCCUACUCUCUGCAUAUGUGUACUGUUUACCUUGAAACAUUGGGAGGUCACACACAGACAGACAGCAACGUAUGCCCAUAUUCUUUCUUCCAUAUUUUAGCCAAUCCCCCCUGGGUUUUUUCAUAGAAAUGCUGCAUCAGUCAAUGGACACCAGGAGAGUCGCUUGAUUAAACAGGUCAUUUGAAAUGUAUAUGGAAAGAUAACUGCUGCCUCUUUAUAAUACUCCUCAAGCAUAAUACUAAGCACAAAAUCUACCUUUUGAAUACAUGUAGUAUAUAAGGUAUUUAAAAUGACAUUCAGCAUAUUUUUUUCUCUACAUGGACACUUUUUUUAACAGUGGACAUAAGUCAUUUUUCAGUACAUAUUGCAUCAGAUUACUAGUAUAUACAAACACAGAUUCUGUAUUUUCUAAUAUGUUCCUAUUUUUAUUUUUGAAAUAUUACUUUGUAAAUACUCAGAUUAAGGUCCAGGCCUUUAGGUCAUGUAUUGAAAUGGAUAAAAUGAGUAAUAUUGUUGUUUCCCAUCACACAAUUGAUAAUUGACAUAAUUCAGUGUCUUAUUUUAUAAUAACAAUUUAAAUGUGAUUUGUGUGUGUGCGAAUUUUACAAGAAAUACGGAUGGUCUGUCAUGAAAUGUUUCGUAUCAGUAUAGAACGAAACAAAAAAUACAUUUUAUAACCAAUAUAUAACUACGUCAAAAGCACUAAUUUAUUUAUCGUACUUAUUUCUUUUAUUACGAUUAUUAAUAUUUUUAUUUUUACAAAGAUUGUAUUUGUGGAGACAUUACUGCAUUUCAUAGAGUUAGUUUGUUUUGUUGGCUGUCAACAGCUGUAAAACAGUAUGUUAUAAUACUGUCUGACACUCACACGCUUCCCCAGGACAAAUAUGACUUUACUUAUUAUUAGUAUUGCACCGAUACGGAGUAUCGGUACCGAUACGGCACUAAAAUGACAUCUGUAUUGGUGACUACUAAGAAAUAACGUGCCAAUGCUGUGCAGUAUGUACUUUUAAGAUCUAGCUACGCACAUUGCUAUAAAAAAGGAGCGCUUGUCGCCCUUCCCAAGAUGAUGGCAGAUGUCCAAUCAUCCUUCUGCUGUGAAUUUAAAUGAGUUUAUAACGAGUAGAUGUCCAGUCCAUCUGAAGUGGCAGGGUGGCAGAGAAUGAACAUUUGUUCAUUCUUGCGCCAUCAAUGGCUGACAAUGAGUAGAGCAAUGUCUGAACACGCCAUGAUCGCAAUUAUUUUACAUUCAAGUAAGUACAGUAUGCAGUAAUUUAGUAUUGAAAGAAAAAGACAUUGUAUCGGUACAGUAUGGACAUUGGCCGAAUACCACACAGUCAGUAUCUUGCGCCAAAAAAUUGCUGCAAAACUACUUAUUACCAUUAUCUUAGCAUACUUGUUUUUAAUAUGCAAAAUUGUGCACAAUGAAUGUCUGACUGGCCAAUGCAUUCCUAAAUAUUGAAUAUAUUAUUACUAAUACAAACAUGUAGCAAUUAUAACUGUAUUGGGACUAAUACCCAGAAUAGGAAAUAGUCUAUUGCAAGUGUAAAACUUGCAUUAGAUCUGUUCUUUCAAUCAUACAUUUAUACACAUUAUACUUAUGGAAUGUUCAAGAAUAUAACAUUACGAAUGAAACUGAAGUGGAUUGUCAUUCAGAAAAUGUUAGUGUUUUUGUUUUACUGUGUUAUAGUGCACUUAUGGUGGGUAAACAAGCCAAUAUUAGUUAAACUGGUCCAAAAAGGAAUCUGACCCACUUUAUUGUAUUACAACAGUAACAACUGCAAAAACAAAAACUAUUCAGUUUCAUGAUGAUGAAACUAAAUUUGAUGCAAGCAUUUCACAACACAAUGGUGUUGUCAUGCUUGGAAAAAAAGUAAAUGAUAUUUAGAGAGUAUGUUAAUAACAUAAAACAUGCUGUGAAUAUCAAAACACAGUAACACAAAUGAUCUUCACAGGUGGCAAUUACAUAAUAAAUUGAAUUUGCACAUAAUCUGAAACCUAGAUUUCCCAUUCCCCACAAUAUUGUGUCAUUUGUGAUUUCAUUUCCGUACUUGUUUGUGUUUUAAUACACAAACAAAUGAACUUUCAGCCUCUCAUGUUCCAAAAUGUAGUGACAAUAAUUUAAUUUUUUUUUUUUUUUUUUUUUUUGUGCCAGUCGAUACUUUUUGUGAAAAUAUCAUGUUUAUGUUCAAUCCAUUGUGACCUAGAUUAUAUGUUAAGAAGGUUUUGUUGCCAAAGACUUGAAAUCAAAUCUAUUUCACAUGGGGUUAAAUGUCAUUUAUUUGUUCUUGUAAUGCCAGCUAUACACAUGUAUAUACAGUAUUGUGAAAACUAUAUAACCUCAAUUGUCAAACAAUAUGCUCUACAAAUAAUAUGAAAUAUUUAUUCAAAAUUAUAUAUAUUUUUACUGUAUACAUUAUAUAUAUAAUAUAGUAUGUAUGUUUGCAUGGACAGCUAUUGCAGUGAUUGAACUUGACAUUGAGCAGUGGAUAAUGGAGUAAUGGAUGGUGUAGUAUUGGUGACUUUUUCAUGUGCCCUUUCACCUUACCAAUGACACGUUACAUGUCAUCUCUAAUUACGGAAAACUAUAUGGAAGAUCCCUUACAAUCAACAGUUGUGAAUAUGAGAGUCUAAAACAUAAUAAGCUAUAUCUUUAUGUAUUAUCUAAAAAAGGAGUAUAUGUUGGAAAGGAGAAAUAUUUCACAAUAAAUAAAUAC